AUGGGAGCAGGACUUGAAAAAACCAUAAAAAAAGCAGCAGAUGACAAAGAAAAGAAAUUAACAUUUUGUAAAAAAGGAAUAAAAAAAUUACCACCAAGCAUUAACACCGUUACUUCAUGUGAAUCAUUGAACCUUGCCUUUAAUGAAAUUCGAGAUUUACCAAUAGAAAUUGGAGAGUUAUUUAAUCUUGAAGAUUUAAAUCUUAACAAUAAUCAAAUUAAAGAACUUCCAAAACAAGUUACUAACUUACUUAAGUUAAAAAAUUUUGCCAUUUCAUACAAUAUGCUUACUUCAUUGCCAAGUAAUUUCUUUAUGUAUUCUCAAUUAAGGUCAUUAAAUUUAACUCAUAAUAGACUUUCUGUUCUUCCAAAAGGAAUUAGUUAUUGUACUCAGUUAGUAGAAAUAAGAAUGAAUUUCAAUGAAUUUGAUUAUAUCACAAAUGAAAUUGAGAAAUUAGUAAAUCUUAAAACCUUAGUAUGUACUCAUAACAAAUUGUCUAUGUUACCACCAGGACUUGGAUCAUUAAAGAGUCUUGAUACAUUAGAACUAUCAAAUAAUAGACUUAGAACUAUUCCAUUUACAGUCUGUAAAUUAAAUCAAUUAAGAAACUUCAAACUUUUAAUGAAUGAAAAGUUAGAAAAAAAAUAUAAAACUUCUUAUGAAACUAAACAAACACAGGCAUUUAUUAAAGACUGUGGAACAAAAGAAUUUGAGGGGUUGUACAAAAAAGACUGUAUAGACCAUAUUGGGUUCUUUGCUAAAUGUUUAGGAUGUUCAGAGAAUGACGCUCAUAACUAUUUCAAAACAAUUAAAGAAGAAGAAGACAAGAAAGCAAAACGAAUGGAAGAAUUACAAAUACUUCAAGAAGAAAAAUUCCGUGAAGAACAAAGAGUUAUAGAACAUGGGGAAUUAGUUAAAGCAGGUGAACAACCCCAAAUUCAUGAAGGAAACACUAACAAUGGAAAUUCUCAACAAACAGAAGAACAAGUAAAAGAAAUUCCAGAAGAAGAAGAAAAACCACAACAAACGAAAGGAUCAACGGUUGAAUUAAUUUAA
Messenger RNA from Entamoeba nuttalli P19, 1056 nucleotides. RefSeq names its product leucine-rich repeat containing protein. The transcript has a single exon. The record is from RefSeq and is a predicted model, not a curated record. Bases 1 to 1056 code for a protein of 351 amino acids. Gene Ontology annotation, molecular function: protein binding. Lineage: Eukaryota; Evosea; Mastigamoebida; Endamoebidae.